This is a messenger RNA of Cyprinodon variegatus (sheepshead minnow), 2214 nucleotides long. RefSeq names its product nucleoredoxin (gene nxn). Gene Ontology annotation, molecular function: thioredoxin-disulfide reductase (NADPH) activity. The coding region runs from base 311 to 1567 and encodes 418 amino acids. The record is from RefSeq and is a predicted model, not a curated record. Lineage: Eukaryota; Metazoa; Chordata; Actinopteri; Cyprinodontiformes; Cyprinodontidae. The transcript is spliced from 9 exons.
ACGCAAAAGUCAUUUCAUUUUUAUAUAAAAGUAAGAGAGUUUGAGAAUAUAGAAUAAAAGUCUCAUUUGGCCUCUUUUUGGUGUAUUUUGAUACUUAAUCGUUCAUUUGACGUGCAGUCAGGGAGAUUUAAGCAGAGCGCAUUCCUGCACAGAGCUCAGAGCGGAGGGAGCAGCAGCACCGCACCGCCUCUCUGUGUCUGCGGGGCUCACCGCACAAACCUCUCUGUGUCUGCGGGGCUCACCGCACAACCCUCUCAGCUCGGUGGAGGUGCAGGAAGCGCUGCAGCCUCGUCCGGUCGUGUUCGCCGCGAUGUCGGAGUUUCUAGUGGCUCUGCUCGGGGAGCGGCUCGUCAACAGCGAGAAAGCCGAGGUGGACGUUCAGUCCCUGGGCGCCAGGCUCUCCCUGCUCGGGCUCUUCUUCGGCUGCAGCCUGAACGCCCCCUGCAAGCAGUUCAACGGCAGCCUCUGCGAGUUUUACCACCGCUUCAAGAAGGCGUCCGAGCAUAAGGACAAGCUGGAAAUCGUCUUCGUCUCUUCUGAUCAGGACCAGAAACACUGGCAGGACUUUUUGCAGGAGAUGCCUUGGCCUGCCUUACCUUUCAAAGACAGACACAAAAAGAUGAAGCUGUGGAACAAGUACAAGGUAACCAGCAUCCCUUCUCUGGUGUUCGUGGACGCCACUACGGGAAAGGUGGUGUGUCGAAAUGGUCUCCUGGUGGUCAGAGACGACCCUAAAGGCCUAGAGUUCCCCUGGGGGCCAAAGCCCUUUGCAGAGGUGGUGGCGGGGCCUCUGCUCAGGAACAACAGGCAGACAACAGACUGCAGCUCUCUGGAGGGACACUACGUGGGAGUGUAUUUCUCAGCACACUGGUGCCCGCCAUGCCGCAGUUUGACCCGGGUACUGGUGGAAUCCUAUCGGAUCAUCAAAGAGUCGGGUCACAAAUUUGAGAUCGUCUUCGUCAGCGCUGACAGGUCAGAGGAGUCCUUUAAGCAGUAUUUCAGUGAGAUGCCAUGGUUGGCCAUUCCAUAUUCAGACGAGGCUCGGAGAUCUCGACUCAACAGACUUUACGGGAUCCAAGGUAUUCCCACGCUGAUUCUGCUGGACGCGGACGGUCACGUCAUCACACGGCAGGGCCGCGUGGAGGUGCUGAAUGACCCGGAGUGCCGGCUCUUCCCGUGGCACCCCCGACCUGUGCUGGAGCUGAGCGAGGCCAACGCUGUGCAGCUCCAUGAGGGACCUUGCCUCGUCCUGUUUGUGGAUGCUGAAGAAGAAGGGGAGCUGGAGCCAGCCAAGGAACUGAUUCAGCCAAUAGCAGAGAAGCUCUUGGCCAAGUAUAAAGCUAAGGAGGAGGAAACACCACUGUUGUUCUUUGUUGCCGGAGAGGACGACAUGAGCGACUCGCUGCGGGAUUACACCAACCUCCCGGAGGCCGCCCCGCUGCUCACCAUCCUGGACAUGUCUGCUCGUGCCAAGUACGUCCGAGACGUGGAGGAGAUCACGCCGGCCGUCGUGGAGCAAUUUGUUAACGAGUUCCUGGCUGAAAAGCUCAAACCGGAACCCAUCUAAAGAGGCUUAGAGCAGGAAACGGACAUGCUAAAAAAAAAAAAAAAAUUAAAAAAAAAAAAAAGACUGUCACCCAUCCCUGAUCUGCUCACACGCCUCUCUGUCUCUUUGUGCUUUCAUUCACCUCCCCUCCUGACUGUUAAAUUUACAAAAAAUGUCUCCCUCCUACUGGCAUUUUAACAUCUUAAAAAACAUUUUCCUAUUUCAUGGAGUCCUCUCUUUCUCCCGUGGUGCCUUGCAUAGUCCAUACAGUAAUAUAUGAGGAGAUUCUGUAUUUGUUUUUUGUUUUUUUUAUACACAUAAUGGCAUUUCUGAUUUGUAUAGACAACCUGAGGAUCACACAAUGGACCUACUUAUUAAAGCUGAUGCUUUGCUUUCUGUUUUCACUGCAGAUUUGUGUUCCUUUAGGUUUCUGAAUGACGCUGAGAGAGAAUGCAAUGCAGCUGUGCAGUAAUCCAUCUGCAUAUCAGCGGGCAGUUGGAUGUAGCUGUAGACCUAUUUAAAAAGCCAUGAUGGGUGCUCAGACAUUAAACAGUACGCAGCCUGCUUGGAACAGACUGCCGGCUGACUGCGGCGUGUCACCAGUUGUUAGUGCUGAUUUCUUCUCAAGGUCAUUUUGAGGAUUUUCUGUGAAGGUCCACUGAAGGAAA